Panicum hallii is the source of this 877-nucleotide messenger RNA. Its product is annotated as myb-related protein 308-like. The transcript has 2 exons. Bases 30 to 674 code for a protein of 214 amino acids. NCBI's taxonomy places the organism in Eukaryota, Viridiplantae, Streptophyta, Magnoliopsida, Poales, Poaceae. The record is from RefSeq and is a predicted model, not a curated record.
UACCGCGAAUCGAUCGAGAAGCAUCAGGUAUGGGGAGGUCGCCGUGCUGCGAGAAGGCGCACACGAACAAGGGCGCCUGGACCAAGGAGGAGGACCAGCGGCUCGUCGCCUACAUCAGGGCUCACGGCGAGGGCAGCUGGAGGUCGCUUCCCAAGGCGGCGGGGCUGCAGCGCUGCGGGAAGAGCUGCCGGCUGCGGUGGAUCAACUACCUGCGCCCCGACCUCAAGCGCGGCAACUUCACCGAGGAGGAAGACGACCUCAUCAUCAACCUCCACGGGCUCCUCGGAAACAAGUGGUCUGUGAUCGCCGGGCGGCUGCCGGGUCGGACAGACAACGAGAUCAAGAACUACUGGAACACGCACAUCAAGCGAAAGCUCCUUGCCCGCGGCAUCGACCUGAAGACGCACCGUCCGCUCAGUGUCCCCACCGCCGCUGCCUCACCAAGCAGCCGUCCCCAGGACCAACUGGCGGUGCGCUCCAGCUGCUCACCGGAGACCAGCGGCGCUUGCCACAGCAGCGACGACGAUGGCUGCGGCGGCGGCAUCGACCUCAACCUGUCCAUAAGCCCGCCGAGAGAAUCGCCGUCGCCGUCGUCACUGCCGACGACGCAAGAAGCAGAAGCCACAUGCAGCACGACCGUAGUGGAUGUGGAUGCAUCCAGUGAAAAAAACUAAUAAGCCCUGAAGGAAGUACGACUCGUUUAGGCCUGAUGUCUGAUGAUGAUGAAAAUCCUUGCUUGGGGCAGAACUCCAUGAUUUGAUGAAGUUGAUCUGUUCACUGUUCCUUUGACUUUUAUAGUAAUAGCAUCUUUGCCGGUUCAUCUUUGUGCUACUCCUUCACUAAAUGACUAAAAUGUAUGAAACUUUAAUCUUUCCUA